GCUGGCUGCUCGGAGUGAUUGACAGUCAGCAGAGGUUUACACGGCCGGUCCUGCUCACUCGCUCGGUUUGUUAUCGUACAGCGAAGAAACUGCAAGCAUGGCGAGCCAACAGAGAGCCCAGUCACAGACAAGAAGAAGAGCACCGUGUAUCGGAUUAUUGAGGAUGAUAUUUAUUGCUUUUAUUCACAUGACGCGGGCCAAUAAACAAGCAUUCAUUCAGUCAGACACAAUUCUAGAAGUUUUACAUUUUGGCGAGGGAAGCCUUUUACAGGCAGAGUCUGACAUCGAUUUUAGUUUAUAUCACCAACAAAGCACGUCCCCGCAACGUGGGAACUGCCGCCCUAUACGGUUCGAACCUCCAAUGUUGGACUUUCACGAACAACCCGUUGGAAUGCCAAAAAUGGAGAAAGUUUAUUUACAUAAUCCUAGUGCAGAAGAAAUUAGUUUGAUAUCGAUAUCAGCAACAACAGCACAUUUUCACGCAUCCUUUUUCCAGAAUAGGAUAAUUCCACCAGGAGGAAACACGUCAUUUGAUGUCGUGUUUCUCGCUCGAGUAGUUGGGAAUGUAGAAAACACUUUAUUUAUUAAUACAUCACAUCAUGGAGUGUUUACAUACCAGGUUUUCGGGGUUGGCAUCCCGAACCCCUACAGACUGCGGCCCUUCAUCGGGGCGCGAGUCCCAGUAAACAGCAGCUUCUCACCGCUGAUAAACAUCCACAACCCGUACAGUGAACCACUGCAGGUUGUUGAGAUGUACUCCAGCGGGGGGGAUCUGCAUCUCGAGCUUCCUACAGGCCAACAAGGAGGCACUGGAAAAUUAUGGGAGAUUCCUCCCUUUGAGACGAAGGGGGUGAUGAGAGCCAGCUUCUCGUCGAGAGACGUCGACAACCACACGGCUUUCAUCAGAAUAAAAACCAACGCCCCCAACGAGGACCAGUUCAUCAUCCUGCCUGUGGAAGUGGAGGUCACAUCAGCCCCUGGUAUAUACUCCUCCACAGAAAUGCUUGACUUUGGUACGCUGCGGUCACAAGAUCGCCCAAAACUGCUGAAUCUACACCUUUUAAAUUCAGGAACAAAAGACGUUCCAAUCACAAGUGUUCGGACGACGCCAUCAAACGAAGCGGUGACCGUAGAGUUCAAAGCCGUCACACUGAAGGCUGGAGAGAGCAGAUAUACCAAAGUUGCUAGUAUUAGUUUUGACGCCUCAAAAGCAAGACGAUCAUAUCAGUUCUCUGGUAAGAUAACUGUGAAAGCAAAAGAAAAAAGUUACUCCAAGCUUGAAAUCCCGUACCAGGCAGAAGUUUUAGAUGGAUACCUGGGUUUCGACCACACGGCGACAUUGUUCCACAUCAGGGACAGCCCCGUGGACCCCGUGGAUCGACCCAUCUUCCUCACAAACGCCUUUGGCUUUGCAAUCAGGAUACACAACGUGUCUCUGCCCGAAGAGGCCAAAACAAUGUUUAAUGCGCAGAACUUCAGCGCCCCCAUCCUGAUCCCCGCACACGAGUCUCGUUACAUUUUCUCCCUGCUCUUCCGACCUGUGCGACCCUCCAUUCACAUAGACAGCAACAUCCUGCUCAUCACAAACGCAUCCAAGUUUCACCUGCCUGUCCGGGCCUACACAGGCUUCCUGGAGCCUCUGGUCCUGCCUCCCAGUCUGAAGGAGAACAUCCUGGACUUUGGGGUCCGCAGUGCAACAGACACCAGCAGCAUCAUAUUUGUGGUGGUCAACAGUAAUCCCAUAGAGCUGGAGAUAAAGUCGUGGCUCGUCACAGGAGACAGUAUUUCGAUGGAGCUGCUGAAGACAGAGAAAGGAAACGCCACUGUGGCUCUGAACCGCCUCCGAGAGCUGCAGAACAUCUCCGCCUCCAGCCACAAAACUGUGAUAUUAGCAUCCGGCUAUUAUGCAGCAUUCAGAGUGACACUGGUGGCCAAAGCACUGGAGGGCCUGUAUGAUGGAGCCAUUCACAUCACCACAGAUUACGAGAUAUUAACCAUCCCAGUGAAAGCUCUCAUCGCAGUGGGGACGCUAAGCAGCUCUCCGAAGCACAUCGUUUUACCGGCUUCGUUUCCAGGCAAAGUGGUUCAUCAGAGCUUCAGCAUCCAGAGCUCCUUCACUCAGAAAGUGCGGCUGCAGCAGAUCCGCUCGCUGACUGAAGACAUUCGCUUUUAUUAUAAGCGGCUGCGCAACAACAGAGACGAGCUGGAGCCCAGACGGAAGUCCAAGGUGGCUAAUAUUUAUUUUGACGCCAGCUUGCAGUGUGGUGAUCACUGUUAUGUGGGGCUGCCAUUUGUGCUUAAAUCGGAGUCGAAGCCUCACGGUCUGGCGCUUCAGGAAGAUAUCUGGGACGCAGACGUAGAUCUUCAUCAGAAACUCCUGCGCAGAUGGAAAGAGCUCAAAGAGCGCUCGGGACACAAGAUCGAAGCCGUCUUUGAAGUCAACACGGACCUCCAGAAGAAUGUGCAAGCUAAAAUCACGGCUCACCUGACCUGGCCGUCGCUGGUGAACUCCUCUCAGAGAAUCAUGUUCCCUCUGACCAACACAAACAGCUCCUCUGAGGAGCAGGUGAUUCUGCAAAACCCUGCAGACGUGCUGGUUUACGUGCAGGUGCUCCCUUUGGCCUUGUUGCCCAACCCCUCGGUGUUCUCUGGAAAGCUGGCGGACAGGCUGCCAUUAGGAAACCUAUCCAACAUCAACAUCGACACGAGCACCUUAGAGUUCCAGGUCCACAGAAACCAGACGUCCCUAAUAAAGAGCAGCUCAGGCUUCGUGGAGGGAUCGACCCGGCCCUUUGUGUACAACCUGCUGCUGCUGCCCGGAGAGAUAAAGGCCUUCAACGUGAGGUUCACUCCCACCAGCAACCACAGCGUCUCCUCCCUCCUCAUCGUCAGUUUCCACGGGCAGAGGAACGACGGAGAGCCUGAGGUGGGCGGGGAAGCUCCGGGUCAGGGCAGCUCUCUGAGGUUCAAGAUGACCGAGGCGCUGCUGAAGGACUGCACAGAGAGUUUACACCCGACUUCACGUCCUCCCGAGUGAUCCGGGAGCUGAAGCUGGUGACAUGCGGAGGCUCUGAGUUCGUGUUUGUCCUGAACGCCUCGCUGCCGUACCACAUGCUGGCAACGUGCGCCGAGACGCUGCCCCGACCCGGCUGGGAGCUCGAGCUCUACAUCAUCGUGUCUCUCAUCAUGAGCUCCAUGUUUCUGCUGGUGAUCGCCACGGCCUACCUGGAGGCUCAGAGCAUCUGGGAGCCGUUCAAGAGACGCGUUUCCGUGGAAACCAACUCCACCAUGGAGACCGGGAGGCCGUUUAAUCUCAGGGAAAUCGUCCAGAUUCACAGCGACUCAAAGUUGAAUGAUUACGGCGACCCCCCGCAGAGAGUUUACUCCUCCAGUAACGGAGCCUCGAGGAUCGGAGGUCGUCAGGGAAACAGCCGCACGUUCCCAGACUCGGAAAGCCAGGACAAACGUUCCCGACUCGGCUUCUCCCGCCCAUCUAUGCCAGUUUCCUCCUCCUCCUCCUCUUCGUCCUCCUCGCAGCUGAGCAAGGACCCCCCCGUUUUCCAGCUGACCAACCGGAAGGCCCGCAGCUCCAAACAGCCGGAGCUACAGGGUUUCCCCGGGUCAGCGCUGCCUCACAGGGGCUCUGACGGCUCUGAUGAGUACAACAGCCUGAUCGGAGCCAUGGACAACGACCUGGACCGUCCAGAACCGCUCGGCGCUGCUGAAACCCUGCAGGAGCAGAGCGUGCAGGCCGUACAGAACAAAGUGCUGGACUCCAAAGGGAAGCUGCGGGGGAAAACAAAAGCCCAGAAGAAGAAGGAGGAGAAAGAGAAGAAGAGUUUGGUGAAGCCUCAGGGAGACGAGCUGAAAGAAAACGGGGCGGAUAACGACGACAGCUCCUCCACCACCACAGAGACCUCCAACCCCGACACGGAGGCCAACAGCAAGGAGGAACCGGUGAAAAAAAAAGGCGGGACAGUAACGACAGGGAAAGUGAAAGAAGAGCCGUCAAAUAUCCUCCUUAAACCCAAACCCAAGAAACCCGCCAUCAUAAAGAAAGAGUGCCCAGUGGAAAAAUCCAGUUCUCUGGAGCUUCCCUAUGUGACGCCGCUGGAGAACAAACAGAGGAAGAGCUUCACCUCCAAAACUCUGCACCCGCUCUCCAACAUCCCCAAGAGCCGGCCGCUGCAGAAACAACAGAGAUUCGAUGGGAAGCUGGAAGAAGGACGCCCGUCUCUUUUGGCCAAACUGUUAUCCAGCGUCCCCGUGGGAGAGCUGGGACACAGCAGCAGCUCCGAGGGGGAGAAAGAGUUCGCUGCUCCAGAGUGGGAUAUCCCGCUGUCCAAAAACAGCGUCCAAGCCGACAGCCUUCAGCAGAUUUCCCUCCAGACGAUAAACGCAGAUCCGUUCCUGAAGCGCUCGGCCACGGCGGGAACCUGCUCCCCCCCGCCCGCCUCCCCCGUCCUGCUGUCCAGAGGAUCCUACAGCAGCGUGCUCAACAGCAACAGCGAGCUAAACCAGAAGAAGGCUCCGGGAAAUAAGCUUUCUCCCGCCACUCCUCUCCCGGGUAAAAACGGGAACCCGACGUUUGCUGCUGUCGCUGCGGGUUACGAUAAAAGCCCCGGCGGUUCUGGUCCAGGGAAGAGUCUGGCUCACAUGACGUCUGUGGAGAGUGACGGUUCUGACAGCUCUGGAUUAUGGAGUCCUCUGGAAACAGCCAGCAGUCCCAACUUCCACUCUGCCAACUCCUUCUCUGCGUUUGGACCCAACAACUGCUUCAACCUGACCGGAGUGUUCAGUGGGAUGAACCUCCCGAAGCCCACGGAGCCUCAGCCUCAGCAGAGUUGGCCCGAGUUCAGCUCGGCUUCGUCCAUCUGGGACGUCCCGACCAGCGACUCCCUGCACUCCUGGCCCUCCAGCUCCCCCACCGCCCCCACCGCAUCCCUCCUGGGUAACGCCCGCAGCCUCUGGUCUGCCCCGACGCCCUUCAGCUCCUUCAGCUCCUCCAUCUGGUCCACCAGCGCUGACUCUGCGCUGCACCCGUUCCCCCCGGCCUCCAGCUCCUCCUCCACCCUGACGGACCUGGUGUCCCCCGUCACCCCGUCUCCCCCCCCCUCCGAGAUGAGCCGCACGUACAACCCGUGGAGCAUGUGGCGCCCGACGCUGAGCCGCCGCAGCUCCGAGCCCUGGCCCAGCUCCUCGGACAACAACAACAACAACAACAACUGAACAACACUUAAAGAGGAGGUUUUCAUUAUUUUAAUCCCGACAGGAAGUUACCCUGAAGUGUAAAAACAGGGUUGCGUGGUAUCGCGCUGCAAGCCAACCAACCCUUCGCAAUUUAGUUCUCCGCAGCUUUUUAUUCACGGGGGCAGAAAUGCUAAUUUUAUUUGGAUUUGUUUUUUAACAGAUUGCCCCUGAAUUUAAAAAAUAAAUGCAUGGUAUGCUAAUGCCAGUGCAGACAUGUUGCUGUUAUAGAAAGGCUGGUGAUGCUGCAUCCUUCUCAGAGUUUGUCUCAGUAUUAACAUUUUUAAUUUUAAACGUAUUCUCAGUCAUUUUGGUUCUUAUUGGUUUCUAAAAAAAAAAAAAAAGACAUUUGAAUCAUUGCACCAAGUUUUUAUUUGGCAGCGGGGAUUUUUUCAUGAUCUGAAUUUUCAGAAGUCCAACAAAUAAAUUCUUAUUUCACAUUUUAAACAGGAAUUGGUCAAUGAACACUUUGAGGUUUGUGUUGUACAUCGCCUCUAUUUGUCAGCUAAUUUAAAUAAAGGAUUUCAGCAGAACA
Molecule: messenger RNA, 5782 nt
Organism: Trematomus bernacchii (emerald rockcod)
Lineage: Eukaryota; Metazoa; Chordata; Actinopteri; Perciformes; Nototheniidae
Gene: tmem131
Product: transmembrane protein 131
Cellular component (GO): membrane
Source: RefSeq, a predicted model, not a curated record